Molecule: messenger RNA, 339 nt
Organism: Lycium ferocissimum
Lineage: Eukaryota; Viridiplantae; Streptophyta; Magnoliopsida; Solanales; Solanaceae
Product: large ribosomal subunit protein eL43y-like
Biological process (GO): translation
Cellular component (GO): ribosome
Molecular function (GO): structural constituent of ribosome
Source: RefSeq, a predicted model, not a curated record
AUGGCGAAAGUGGAGAAGAUACAAAGAACACAGAGAUUCGGAUUAGGGAAGAGAGUUGGUUGGGCGAAGAGAACGAAGAAGGUCGGAAUCGUCGGCAAGUACGGUACUCGUUAUGGAGCGAGUAUCAGGAAGCAGAUUAAGAAGAUGGAGGUGAGCCAACACAGCAAGUACUUCUGUGAGUUCUGCGGCAAGUACGGAGUCAAGCGAAAGGCUGUUGGUAUCUGGGGAUGCAAGGACUGUGGCAAGGUCAAGGCCGGUGGUGCCUACACCAUGAACACCGCCAGUGCCGUCACCGUUAGAAGCACUAUCAGGAGGUUGAGAGAGCAGAUCGAGGGUUAA